Dimorphilus gyrociliatus is the source of this 5550-nucleotide messenger RNA. NCBI's taxonomy places the organism in Eukaryota, Metazoa, Annelida, Polychaeta, Dinophilidae. The record is from the annotation of a GenBank genome assembly.
UUAAAAAGUAUGUUACUAUAGAUAUGAACUUGUAAUAAGCUUAAUUAGGAAUUAAUAAAAAGUUGGUGUUUUUAACGGGGGUAAAGCUGAGUUCAGCGUAAUAUUUUUACGUUAGGCAGCGAUAAUUAUUUUUUUCCUAUUAUAAAAAGUGCAACAGCAGAAGCUUAGUAUUCGACGCUCAUAGGCCGCCUAAUUAGCAUAAAACAGAAGUACACCAAUAAUAAUCAUUUUUCAUUCCGUCUCCGUUGAAGGGAGAUGAAUAGCUGGUAUUGCAACUGUCUUACAAGGGAAAUGUUAAUGUUUUGUAGGAGAAUCCAAAAUUUCUUAUAAAGGAUCGUAAAGUGUUCAUUUGUAUGCAUAAACUUUAUAUAUAUAUUACUAUAUUAACUUCUUGUCUAUAACUCGUUCUUGUCUUAUUUUGAAUCCUCUAUCUUUUUGUUUUCUCUUUCUUUAUUCCUUUGUUUGUUUCUUUUUCUUUCUUUCUUUCUUUUUCUUAGCUUGAACUAUUCUAAAAUUUUGCUUUUCUUUCUUAUUUCCUUAUUCUUUAUACAAACACCCACAUACGUACAAUUCCCACCUUAUAUCUUUCUAACUUUCAUCCAUCCCUUUUCCUGGCCCCUUCCUUCCUCUCAUCUACAUUUCCCAACUCCCACCCUGAUACUUUCAAUCACCGCAUUUUUAUUUCUCUUUUGUCUUUUCGUCUUUCUUCUUUUCUUUUCCAGACGAUAAUUUUCUCUAAUCAAAACAUUCUCCCCCUUUUUACUUACAGAGAUGAAAGGCAGACUAGAGAGGCAGCAUAUCUAAAUCGUCAAAUGGAAACGGCAAUCGGUAGCGGAAGAGACGCCUUUUACGGUCCGCACCUCUUCGGUAGCCAAUUCCGACCGCCAUUCUGCAAUGUCACAUCUUCCCUUUAUCCUUCACAUCCACUAAAGCAGCUACAAAAGGCUGUUCAGAAUGGAUUACAACAUCAGCUGCCUAAAUUAACCCCACCAAUUGUAAAAGAAGAGGAGGAAAGAGAGGAAAACUUUGACGCAAACUCUACUUGUUCCUAUGUCGCGUCUACGUCCGGUGAAAGUUGUACAAGUGACACCCCGCCCACUCCUCCACUUUCUAGUCAGGACAAGGACAUAUUCUUUUGCCACCUUUGCACUUGGUCAGGCAGUUCGAAAGACUCAUUCGAUGAGCACAUGACGUCGCAUUUUGAACAUAAAUGCCCUCAAUGCGACUAUACGUCGAGGACAGAGGGUCGUUUAAAGAGGCAUAUUAAGGACUUUCAUAGUGAGGACCCAGCCUCUAAUCCAAAAGUCAGUUGUCGACCAAAAAUUUACAAGUGUAAACAAUGCGACUUUCAAACGGCUAUCAAAGUGGAUUUUUGGGACCAUUCAAAAGCUCAUAUAAAAUCAGAAAAGAUGUUACAAUGUCCGAGAUGUCCUUUUGUGACCGAGUACAAACAUCAUUUAGAAUAUCACCUGCGGAAUCAUUUCGGUUCGAAGCCGUUCAAGUGCGAAAAAUGUAAUUAUUCGUGCGUCAACAAAUCGAUGCUAAAUUCCCAUAUGAAAUCGCAUACGAACGUCUACCAAUAUAGAUGCUCAGAUUGCCAUUAUGCCACAAAGUACUGCCACUCUCUGAAACUUCAUUUGAAGAAAUACGAUCACAAACCGGCUACUGUAUUAAACCCGGAUGGUUCACUUCCUACCGAUGGUUCAGGAGAUUUUGAGUUAGUAUCGAAACGGGGGCCACCAAGAGGACCCAGAACGACUGGAAGAUCAUCAGCCAACGGCAUUCAUCAUCAAAGUCCAUAUCCUCCUCCCCAACAAAAUAAUCAACAACAACAUCAUCAGCAACAACCAACGCAACAACCGCCACAAACCCCCACAUCGUUGUCCCUACCACCACCACCCACUCCAACAACUGUACACCAACAGCAGCCGGUCACCUCAAAACCAAUCCCUACCUCUCUUCCUUUACCAGUUUUACCUCCUUCUGCUCUGGGCCUACCACCGUCUUAUUGGGGUCUAUUAGGAGCGGCCGCUUCUCCAUUCCAACCGCCUCCACCGUUAGUGCCGGCGGUCUCACUCGUCCAACAGUCGCUGCCAACGGGAUCCAUCCUAGGCUCGAGCUCGCCGAAGAGAUUCGUAGCUGUGGAUUUGGCUGCUCAAAUUGAAUCUGAAAGUGAUUCUAAGAAAAAGGAGACGCCACCUCUCAAGUUAGAGAGUAUAUCACCGCCCAAUAGUCGUCCGACUUCUCCGCUCGAUCUUUCCAAAUCGCCAAGUUUACCUCCAUUGGCAACCCCUACCGGCGCUCGUAAGCGAAAAGGUAAGGCCUACAAAUUGGACACUCAAGUGUUAAACGCUCAUCCACAAGAGUCAGAGGUAGUUGCCUCUCCAAAACGCAAGAGCGUUAAACAAGAAUGUCCAAAAGAGGGAGAAGGCGUAGCUGAUGAAAACAUUGAAGAUUGGGAUACCAAAUUUGAGUGCGCUCAUUGCGCCAUAACGUUCAUUGAUUGCAUCCUCUAUACAAUGCACAUGGGCUAUCACAGUCAAAACGAACCUUUCAAGUGCAAUAUGUGCGGUCAAAUAGCCGCCAAUAAAGUCGAAUUCAACUUGCAUAUUGCCAGAGCAUCGCAUGUUUGAAUAAAUGUUCUUUAUUCUUUUCUUUAUUCUUAAUUUUGUUUUUUCAACUUUAAAAAAAAGGUGUAAAAUUUUAUGCAAAGUCAGAAAAAAACAAAUAAUUCUUCUUGUUGUUGUUAUGUUCUAAAUGUUCUUUUUUUUCGUAUACUUGUUUUUUCAUCGUCUUGUAUAACGAAACAAAAAAAAGAGAAAAGAAGUUAUAAAAGAAAAAAGAAAGAAAUCUUCUCUUGCCCUAUCUUUACAAAUGCUCAACAGAUGACAAUAAAGUUGUAACGGAUACAUACACAUAAUGAUAGUUGACUAACUUUUAAGUAUGCGUAUGUAUUCAAGAAAGUUACAUAUAUACAUAUAUAUAAAUAUAUAUAUAUAUAUAUAUAUCUUGUAUGUGAAUUGCAGUUUGUGUAUGUUCUUCGUAUCAUAUAUAUUCUAAUAGCAAGCUAAUGUUACCUAUUUUUUAUUUGUUGUUUAUUUCUUUUUCGUGUAUGCCAUAUAUGUUUUAUUAAUCCCAAGUCAUUAUUAUCAACAAAAAAAAAACAGAAUAGGCAAUGUAGUCCUACCUCGAUGUGCUUAAACACUAUCUAUUGCCUUUUUUAAAUGUAAAUUAGCUUAUUCAUUCCCUUUUUGUCAGUACCAAUAAGUUAAAGAAGGAACGAGAAUUUUUCUCUGUGAAAUUAUAUAAAAUAUAUAAACUUUAGUAAUAUUUAAUAAAGUAAAUAACUAUCAAAAAUAAAUUAACUACCAAAAGAUAAAGAAAAACUCAGGAAAAGAGCAUUUUUUGUUCUUCUUUUAUUUUUGUUUCCUUUUCACCAUUUCAGGGUUUUUAUUCUUGUUUUAGCUCAUUUUCACACUUAGUAAACAAAUAAAUAAAUAUUAUGUAUGUGUGUCUGUAUACUCUCUAUAUGUUCAUUAAAUGCCAGAACCAUGUAUGUAAAAUAUUGUACAUGUGCCUAUGCGGUAUGCUUGUCAUUUAAAACAGGGAGAAAAAGAUGUCUAUUCUCUUCCUUCUGUUAUUUUAUUCUUUUAUCAGUAAAUUUUCUCUUUAAGCUUUUAUCAGAUUGUAUGAAACCUUUUUCCGCUCGUUUUAUUCCUUUUUCUAUGCGUUAAUAAAUAAUAUAAAAUUAUUGAGCUGAGGUAUAUGUAUUGAUCAGAUCUAGUCUAUUAGGCCAAAAAAACAUACCAAGUUCCUUAUUCAAGCAAUUUAGAUUUCUUAACCUUACACUUGUUUAAUGUUCCUGGUAGAGUGUGGAAUUGAUUAUUUAUCAAGUGAAUUUCUAUAAAUGCUAUAUGACGAAUAGCUAUUCAGUGUAAAAUAAUGAGAAAUUGGAUCUUAUCAGUAGUUAUCUCAAGUAUAUUUAUUUCUACAAUAUAUGGAAAUUGUAAUGGAAUAACCAGUUGCUCAGUUUCAACAAAGAAGCCAAAAAGAGUUACCAAAAUAAUUCAAAUUCAUAACGAAAGUAGCUCUUCAUCAAUUUCGAUAUAUUUCAUCCCGAUACCAAUAGUAAUUAUAGGAGCUGGAGUUGCAGCUGUCUGUUGUAUAAGGAAGAGGUCGAGACAUAAUUUUUGUACUACAACUGAAAAUGAAAGUCAGGAAGUUAAUAUGAAUAAUUCAGUUAGAACGCUCCCGGACGUACCAGAAGAAGACCAUGUGAGUCGUCACAUCUACAUCGAAAUAGAGGAAGGACCUGACAGAACUCCAAUUGAAACCAAUCGAACUAAUUGUGAAGUUGAGACUUAGAAUUUUGUUGAUAAAAAGAAGAACAAACGAUCAUCAUUCAUCAUAGUGUUUCGGAAAGACUACAAGUUUUCGCCUUGUUUAUAAAAACUACAAAUUUUACAUUAAUCAUCUGUCUCAAAGUAGGUACAUAAGACAUAUAGUAUAUUAUCUUCUCGAAUGCUAUAAAAAAACAGCUACAAUAUGGCUUAUCAGGCUGAUGGAGACAAUGAAGAUGCUGUGUUAAGUUAAUGUAUUCUGAAUUUAAAUAUCGUAAAUAUGUUUAUGUGUUAUAUAGUUUUCUAAGCUUGUCUUACUUGAAGUUUCUUGUUGUACGUGUACGUAUCAGCAGAUGGCGCUCUAUGUCAAGCAGGAUUUCCAAAACUUCGUUACAACUAAUAGAAAAAUGUGGUCAAUAUCCAUAAUAACCUAAUUUCUAGUCUGUAAAUACAAAUCAAGUAAAUGAAUAUUUAUGAGAUAUUGUGUUUAAAAUAAGAGAAAAAGCUAUUUUAACCAAUCGCAUACUUGAAACAAUAUCAAAUUACGCUAAAAAACUAUGAUAAAAAAGUGUGUAACACAUUGACACAUCUUCUUAACAUUUUUAAAAUACUAUGAAGAAAUCGUAAGUUAUUGACACGUGGCAAUAACUUCGAGUGACUCUUAUCAAUGAACAAGAUUCAAAAAUCGGCUAAUUUGCUUUUCUACUCAACAUCAGUUCUAGAUGAACGACGCCCCUAUCGUUCUAUUGUAAAAUAUCAUUCCUAAUUUUGGUGGUACAAUGGACGCUUGAACGCAUAAAUAGUUUCUUUUUUUUUUUCAAGCAAAUAAAAAAAAAGAGAAAAAAAAGGAAAUGGAAUUUAAGAGGAACUGGGGAAUACUUUUGAAGUAUCAACGACUUUCAUUGUCCAAUUAUAGAAAUUCCAUCUUGUUGUAAAAGUUCAUAAAAAAGUAACAAUUUUCUUAAUUAUAAGAAAAGGAAACACAGACAUAAAAUAAGAUAGAAAACUAAUGAUAGGAGUUAAUUAAAACAAAAAUAGGAGAGUUAUAUAUAGAAUUAAUCUUCUAUUAUCGCCACUAAUAAUAAAAAAGUUCUUUGGGAUUAUUAUUGUUAUUAUCUACUCCUAUUCUAAUAUAAAUUGAAGCUUUUCGUGCUUUUUAAUUUUAUCAAUCGAAAUAGGAAAUUACCUGAAAUUCGCUUUUUCAUUCUUC